CGUUCCGGAGCUGUGACGCCGACCGAAGAGAUGGAAUUUAUGGAAGACUAUGCUCCUCGGCCGCAGCAGUACCGCGGAGGCAUUCUGGGUUCCCUACUAAAGCUGUACGGGCAACAGCAACGUGGCCCCGGACAGACAUCCCCUAGUCUCCAAUCGCCUGGACUUCACAAACCGCACUUCAAAGGCGACUACAGCGCGUUGUCCACACCCCAACACUCGCCUCCCGAGUCCGGCACCUCCACGCCCAACGGUCGCCACUGGUACUCGUACAAGCACUCCAAGAACAAUCAAUCCACUUCAUCUCUCGCUCAGCUCGUCGGAUCGACCACCAGCUUCGGCUCUCCCGCCGUCACCGGUCUCGGCGAACAAGUCACCCAGCGCCUGAAAGAACGCCAGCAACAGGAAGCCAGCAAGCGCCCUACUCUCGGCAAACGACUCAACAGUGAAGGGAAAGCGGCCAUCAACCGCCUCAGCCGCGCUCGCUUCGAUGCCGAGAUCCGCAUCACGAAACAUAUUGGCGAGACGAUCGCACGGCAGAAGUACUUGACCAAGAUCUGCAAGGCGUUGAUGCAGUAUGGUGCUCCGACGCAUCGAUUGGAGGAGUAUAUGCGUAUGAGUGCGAGGGUGCUUGAGACGGAUGCGCAAUUCUUGUAUAUUCCUGGAGCGAUGAUCAUGUCGUUUGAGGAUCGGGAUACACAUACCAGUGAGGUGAAGUUGGUCAAGGUGGCGCAAGGUCUAGACCUGGGUAAGCUGAGGGAUGUGCACGAGGUGUAUAAGGAAGUGGUGCACGACCGGCUCGGCGUUGAAGAAGCCAUGAGCCGCCUGAAAGAAAUCACCAACCGCAAAGACAAACACAACCGCCUCGCCCGCAUCCCCAUCUUCGGCCUGGCCGCUGUCUGCGUGGGACCCUUUGCCUUCCAAGCCCGACUCAUCGACCUUCCCAUUUCAUUCCUCCUCGGCUGCAUCUUGGGCAUCCUCCAACUCUACGUCGCGCCGUCGUCGGAUCUCUAUGCUAACGUCUUUGAGAUCGCCGCGACAGUCAUCACGUCGUUCCUCGCUCGCGCAUUCGGCAGCAUUCGAGGUGGAGACCUGUUCUGCUUUUCGGCUCUCGCUCAAUCCUCGAUUGCACUCAUCCUUCCUGGCUACACCGUGCUUUGCGCAUCCCUUGAGCUGCAAUCUCGCUCCAUGGUCGCUGGUAGUAUCCGAAUGGUCUAUGCUAUCAUCUAUUCGCUUUUUCUCGGCUUCGGCAUCACCAUCGGCACGGCCAUCUAUGGCAUGAUAGACUCCAACGCCACCUCAGCCACGACCUGUUCCAAGCCGCUCCCAGGGUACUGGGGUUUCUUCUUCGUCCCGGGAUUCACCAUGUGCCUGAUCAUCAUCAAUCAAGCCAAGUGGAAGCAAGCGCCGAUCAUGAUGGUCAUCUCCUUCGCCGGCUACGUGGUCAACUACUUCUCCUCACAACGCUUCUCCGGCAACUCACAAGUCGCCAACACCCUCGGCGCGCUCGUUAUCGGCGUCAUGGCGAACCUCUACUCUCGUCUCGGCGGCACAGUCGAAAACGUUUGUUUGGAUAUUUGGGAAGACCGACUUCGUCCGAAGUGGAGGUGUCUCCGGAAACGAAUUUUCGGCCACGAGAGUCGGAAGUUUUCUGGCAAGGCGGCGGAGGAAGGCACCGCAAGUGACAACGAAUCCGUCUACGUUCGCCAGACGAGGAGGCUGGGAUACAGUCUGGCGGCUGCGGCCAUGUUGCCUGCAAUCUUUGUGCAAGUUCCUUCAGGAUUGGCGGUGAAUGGCUCGUUGAUCACGGGCAUCUCGUCCGCGAACCAAAUCACGGGCAAUACAACCGUGAUACCCGGCACAGCAUCGCAGGACAGCACCGCGUUGACCGUGAGCUAUUCGGUGAUUCAGGUUGCGAUUGGCAUUACAGUCGGACUAUUCUUGAGUGCCAUUGUGGUGUAUCCCUUUGGAAAGAAGAGGUCGGGAUUGUUCAGUUUUUGAUCAAGAGAAGAUCGACAGAAAACGUCUUGAAGACCAUGGUUGAGAUGGAGUUUGGAAACUGUGCUGUUAGCGAAUUUGAAUACCCAGAUAGAUCGACUCUGUUCGAAGGGCAUAAUGUUAAUACUCUCAAUGAGG
Messenger RNA from Zymoseptoria tritici IPO323, 2133 nucleotides. RefSeq lists its product as uncharacterized. Gene Ontology annotation, molecular function: transmembrane transporter activity. Lineage: Eukaryota; Fungi; Ascomycota; Dothideomycetes; Mycosphaerellales; Mycosphaerellaceae. Gene Ontology annotation, biological process: transmembrane transport. The record is from RefSeq and is a predicted model, not a curated record. Bases 31 to 1998 code for a protein of 655 amino acids. The transcript has 2 exons.